Messenger RNA from Harpegnathos saltator (Jerdon's jumping ant), 3206 nucleotides. RefSeq lists its product as uncharacterized. Gene Ontology annotation, molecular function: DNA-binding transcription factor activity, RNA polymerase II-specific; ATP binding; RNA polymerase II cis-regulatory region sequence-specific DNA binding. NCBI's taxonomy places the organism in Eukaryota, Metazoa, Arthropoda, Insecta, Hymenoptera, Formicidae. The record is from RefSeq and is a predicted model, not a curated record. The transcript has 7 exons. Gene Ontology annotation, biological process: regulation of DNA-templated transcription. Bases 1225 to 3075 code for a protein of 616 amino acids. Gene Ontology annotation, cellular component: nucleus.
GGCGAAAGAGAGAGAGAGAGAGAGAGAUACACGUGACAGAUGCCGCGCGCGGAUCUCGACAAAGUUCGGCGAAACUUCGCGCAGUGAGCGCCGCGCGCACGAGAACACCAAGUGUUCGAGUUGAGAUAAAAAGAAAAGAAAAGAAACGAAAAAGCGCGGAAGAUGUCAGCGGUGUAGCAUUUUAAUUCUAGUGGAAAUAUGUACCGACACCGAAGAAGAUAGUGCGCGAAUGUGAUUACGCCGGUGCGAGAUAGUGUUUCGAGGACGCGCGAGCGAGAGUGAGAGAGGAGCGAGCAUGUUCCCGCGAAGAAGCAACCUGCGGAGCACGACGACCAGCCGACUCGAGUGUCUUGAGCGACCACGAGUGCUCCAUCGCCGUUGAUAAGACGCGCGGCAGCGAUUCCGGAUCCUGGAUCAAAGAAUCGGGAAUACGCGGAGAGGAGGGCGGGAGGGGGCAAAGGCCGCCGAGAGAUUGCCGACGACGAUUCCAAUAAAACGAAUUUUCCCCGCGACUUGGCAAUCGAGACGAAGAAUUUGCAAACGGAUGCUACCCCUACUGCUACCACCCCCGCGACAGGAUAAUGAAAUAAGGAUCAAAGGAGCAGCCUAGGGUUCGCGGGGGCCUGAAGAAGCCGCCGCGCCGUGGAGAGAUCGCGCGCGUAUCGUCCGAUCCCGAAGAAGAAAACAAAUCCAAUUCCCACCAGGGAGGCAGAUACAGCAGCGACGCGCGCGAUCGUAAUGCGAUGGCGACCCUCGCCAUCGGCAAAGCCGAUUUAUGCUCGUGAGGUCCUCGGACCAUCGCCGAGCGGGCUCCGCGCGUCGAACAUAACGAUCGAUUUACGCGCGGGAGAGAGCCUCACGUUGCGGAGGAUUGCAGCGAAAUCGAGAAACCGAGCGCGAGCGCUCGCGUGCAGUGGAAUGAGGUGAAGAGUACAAUCGCAAAUCCAAACGUAUCAUCGGCGGACCAAGCAUCAUAUCGAGAUCGGCCGGACGAAUCGUGAAUCGAUCGUCGAGGCUCGAUCAGCACUCUCGCCGCGGCUCGCGCGCGCGGCGGCGGAGGCGGCGGCGGCGGCGGCGGCGGCGGCCAGCAGGCACGUUCUCCCCUGAACUUCCAACGAUAAGGCCAACGAUAAGGCAUAAACAAUUGAGCCGAACUCCUUCGGCAAGCUCGCGGGGGAAGGUGACGUCGUCGUCUCGACCGAAGGUACCGAUGCUAGCGGUCUCAUGACGAAUCCUUCGCGAGAUGCUCGACCUGAGGAUCGGCCUCCCGGCCUAGACUAUCCUGAUCCUAGGUCAGUGCGCGGAGCUCACCAGGCGAACCCGGUGAGCCAAAUUGGCGGGCCCAGGAUACGGAAAGCCCGGGCCUCAACCUCGAGGAGAAGAAUGCACCUGGCCAACGAGGUACCUCCUCAAGGUUCGGUCAGCGGAAAUCACCUCUCCGAUUAUGCGCUCACCGCCGACUUGCUCGCCGAGAGGACGUUAGACGGACUGCUCGCGGAGCACCCGGGAGAACUUGUGCGCACAGGUUGCCCGCAUGUGGUCUGUACGGUAUUGCCGUCGCAUUGGAGAUCAAACAAGACCCUGCCGGUAGCCUUCAAGGUGGUAGCCCUCGGUGAGGUGGGAGACGGUACCCUCGUGACAGUGCGCGCCGGGAACGACGAGAAUUGUUGCGCGGAAUUGCGAAAUUCUACCGCCCUAAUGAAAAACCAGGUCGCCAAAUUCAAUGAUCUCAGGUUCGUCGGCAGGAGCGGCAGAGGGAAGAGCUUCACCCUGACGAUCAUGCUGCAGACGUCACCGCCGCAGGUGGCCACCUUGUCGAAGGCAAUCAAGGUGACCGUGGACGGCCCAAGGGAACCGCGUUCGAAGACAAGACACCAGGCCUUUCAUCCCUUUCACUUCGGACCUCGGCCAUUCCCCUUCGGACACCCGCAGGACCCAUUGGGAUUCAAGCUGUCGGGAUUGCAACACCUGGGUCUGGAGCAAGGUGCGGGCCAGGGUUGGGGCGGGUUACCCCGAGGAUCUCUACCACCGCACUGUCUUCCACCGCCGCCCGGCCACCAUCCGCACACACACCCACAGCCGGUUGGUGCGUCGGCCUUCAACCCCUUCCACCACGCCAUCGAACAAAGAUCCCCGAGGCUGCCCGGACCAAAUGCCGAGUCCACGAGGAGUGACCUGGGCCCCAUCAGUGUUUCGGUACGAGAAGUAACGCCGACAACGUCACCCGGGAACCCCGGACCGGGCUUGCUGACGACGGCCUCCGUGACGGCGCCGACGCCUCCCGCCGAGUCGACCACCACUACUACCACGACACCCAGCCCGUCUGGACAUCACUCACACUUUCAAGGACUUCAUCUACUGGGCGCCACGGGAUCCAUCUUUGGGUCGAUAUUCGCGCCAUUGUUGCCGCAGUCCUCAUGGCUUUACAACCCGCUGUACCACACGCAACAAUAUAUUUUGGAACCGGAAUGGCACGCUCUGGCUCUAAGAAUGGCGCAGCAACGGCUACAGAGGCCGGAUCAGGCCCGCCUGGAGGAACUUAGGAAGCUCAGAAGCAGUAGUGACAGUCCUGAGAGCAGUACGAAGGACGAGGAGCGAAAAGGAGACGAGCAAGGAGUCUCGCGUAGGUCCGGAUUGGACAGUCCGGACGACAGUAUCGAAGUGGACGAUAGAAACGAUCAGGAUCCAAACAGAGACCGUGUUAGGAGCGACGAGUCACUCCCCGAGCAAGAUUCCCCGAGAAUCUCACCGAUCAGGAGCGACCUGGAAGAUGCCGCGUCCACAGACGCCACCUUCCAAGAGCCGUCGAUUCGUCUACGACCGAGCAUAGAGAAUCUAAACGACUCGGAACUGCAGAUCGAUCAGGAUCAGAUAGCCCGUCGCGGUGACCUCACCGUGAAAAUCCGUCUGGAGGGUACGGUAGACCUCAGCACGAAGAAGGGCCAGGACAAGGAGAAUAUCGGUCAGGAUCUAACGACGCGAAGAAAGGAGGACGGGAUCGACGUUGAAAGAGAAGCCGUCAGAACGCGAAGAGAAAGAAGUCCGAAGCCCAGGCACGUGUGGAGACCUUAUUAAGACUUAGAGAAGAGCACGGGAGCACGUUCGUGCGCGUCUCCUUCGCGACGCUCCUUCGGAGCGUGAAAAUUUUCAUGAACUCGACGACCGAGAGAGAGAGAGAGAGAGAGAGAGAGAGAGAGAGAGAGAGA